AUGAAGUCUGCAUUAAGUUUAAAACAGUCUUUAUCAAAUGUACAAAAACCUAUCAAUGAUUCAAUAGAAUAUUAUCCUCUUCUUGAUUAUUCAUUUCAUGGAGCACAUCAAAUUGAAGAAGCUGUUUCGACUGGACCACGUUUAGCACCCGAUGCACCCAAUGUCAUUAAGGAAGGCUAUCGAUAUCAUUCAUAUGGAAUUAAUUUCAAUCAUAAUAAUUUAAAAGGUUCUUUGGAUACAUUACCUAAUUUUGUACAAAUGAUAUUUAUAAAUCCAAAUGCUUUUUCAAUAUUAGAUUUAUCAUUUAAUUUAUUCACAGAAAUUCCAAUUGCUAUUACACAAUUUUCAUCGCUUAAACAUUUUUAUUUUCAUAAAAAUCUUCUUGGCAAUCUAAAAGAUAUUGAAAAAUUAGUUUCAUUAAAAGAACUUACACAUUUAACAUUAUAUCUUAAUCCAAUUGAGGAUGAUGUACCUUAUCUUCGACUUUAUGUUUUAAGUUUAUUACCUGGUUUACAAAGUUUUAAUCGUGCACCAAUUACCAAAGGUGAUCUGAGAAUAAGUGGUAUAUGGCAACAAAUGAAUAAAACCUUAAGACCAAAAAGAAAAUAA
Molecule: messenger RNA, 609 nt
Organism: Rotaria sp. Silwood2
Lineage: Eukaryota; Metazoa; Rotifera; Eurotatoria; Philodinida; Philodinidae
Source: the annotation of a GenBank genome assembly